AUGGACGCGGAACGUCAAAUUAUCGCUAUGAAUUGCGUUCCCAGCUGUCAUCGCCAACAAAAUUCCCCCCUAACAUACCCUUGCAGCAACACGAGCAACAACAGCAUAAGUAAUCGCAGUUGCUACUCUCCAAAUGCCAAUGAAGUCACGGAUGCACAGGAUAUUCAUAUGAAUUCUGCUAUUUCAAUGCAAGACCUCUCUGGAAUCUCCGCAAUGAACAAUUUGCUCGUCCAAAAUAACAACCAAUCCCUGAAUGCCCAGAAAAGGAUGAUUAAAGAACAUCCACUCUACCCCCUUCUUGCUGUCUUAUUUCGACAAUGCGAAGCUGGAACUGUUCGACCCUGUUCACCUCCAGCAUUGGAUCUAUUCAAUGAAGAACUGCGGGUAUUUAUCGAUCGAACAACCUCAUCCCUAGUGAAUAAUCAUCCAAUUAAAAGAUCCCAGUCUCCCCAACAGUCUCCACUGAACCAUCUUCAAACUAGCUCUUCGGAUGAUAAAUCAAAAUCCCACAAUGACGAUAUCAAUCGAGAAGUUCCCUUGAAUGUUUUCAUGGCAGAUCCGGAAUUAAAUGAAUUAAUAUUUCUAGCCGUUAAAGUUCUGCGGAUUCAUCUACAGGAGCUUCACAAAGUGAAUGAACUUUCAAAGGAUUUUUGCUCACGAUAUAUCACAAGUUUGAAGACUAAAUUCCAAUCAGAUUUGCUUCAAUUCCAAGAUUCUGAGCCUUCAUCGCCAACCGGAUCGGAAGGAGCAUCACCAUUUGGAACUGGAUGUUAUCCAUCUCGAUUUCCAUUGGGACAUGGGGAGUAUUCCAGAUAUAAUUUGGGAGAUAAUGGGGUUGGGAACGGAGAGGGUGAUACAUAUGGACAGGGGACUACUUUUGGAGAUGCAUCUUGUUCUGAAAAUUCAGAUGCCAGUGGCUAUCCCCCUGGUUACAUGAACGAUUUGAAAAUGAACGACUCCGGAGGCUUUAUAUCACCAGGCGCACCCGGAUCUUCAUAUUUCUCAAAUCGACUAGCGAAUUCCCUCAAUGGAAUGGAUGGAGGCCCUAAUUCUUCGAGGACAAAGAGAGGUGUUCUUCCGAAAAGAGCAACCCAGGUCAUGAAGCAGUGGCUAUUCCAACACCUUGUGGUAAGCUAUCCCAAGUGUCCGCACUAA
This is a messenger RNA of Rodentolepis nana, 1155 nucleotides long. The record is from the annotation of a GenBank genome assembly. NCBI's taxonomy places the organism in Eukaryota, Metazoa, Platyhelminthes, Cestoda, Cyclophyllidea, Hymenolepididae.